Caenorhabditis remanei is the source of this 1185-nucleotide messenger RNA. RefSeq lists its product as uncharacterized. Gene Ontology annotation, molecular function: ubiquitin protein ligase binding. Gene Ontology annotation, cellular component: cytoplasm; nucleus. Gene Ontology annotation, biological process: regulation of proteolysis; proteasome-mediated ubiquitin-dependent protein catabolic process. The record is from RefSeq and is a predicted model, not a curated record. Lineage: Eukaryota; Metazoa; Nematoda; Chromadorea; Rhabditida; Rhabditidae. The transcript has 6 exons. Bases 1 to 1185 code for a protein of 394 amino acids.
AUGGAACCACAAGCCGACGCGGUAUUCAUCGGCGGUGUCGGCAAUGCUGGAAACGAGAUGAGUACCGUCGGAGUUCCAGCACUUGGCGUUUCUUCUCAAACUGAAAUUAAAGUUGAAAAGGUCCAGCACACGUGGACAGUCAAGAAUUUCUCACAUUGUUAUCAGGAGUAUCUCGAAAAUUUUGUUUAUCUUCAACGAGGAGAUGAGCAACUGACAUGGUCAAUUAAAAUUUAUCCGAAAGGAAAUGGGGAAAACAAUAAGGAUUUUGUAUUUUUAUGUCUGAAUCGGGUGAUUAAUAAUAAUGUGAAAGCUGGGAAGAUCGGAUUCAAAUCACAAUUCAAACUCAGAACAGCUGAGAACAAAGACAUCGAGAUGAGAAUUCAUCCCAAUCCGUCACAUUCUGAUUAUGUGUCAUACAUCAAACGUGACGUUCUUUUCCCUCAAAUAAUGCCCCGUGACAUGAUAAUUGUGAACGUUGAAAUCGAUGUUGCCGUUGAGACGAUUACAACAACAAAUGAGCCGAUUCAAUUUGAACCAGUAAAUACGGAAUUACAAUUGGUUGAAGAUUACCAACGAUUAUUCAGCCAGGAGUUGCUAACCGAUUUUGAAAUAAACAUUAAUGGAAAAAUUAUUCGAGCUCACAAAGCAGUUCUCGCUGCUCGAUCACCAGUUUUCAAUGCAAUGCUCACACACCAAGAUACGGAUGAAUCUAGAUCGUCAACACUGUAUAUAAAGGAUAUGGAUUAUGAUGUUAUCUACGAGAUGGUGUACUAUAUUUACUGUGGACGUUGCCAAAAAGACAUCACCGAUAUGGCUACUGCUCUUCUUAUUGCUGCUGAUAAGUAUCGGUUAGAAGAGUUGAAAAGUCAUUGUGAGAAGUACUUGGUCGAGAAUAUCAAUAUUGAAAAUGCAUGCAGUCUUUUGAUUAUUGGCGAUCUUUACACGGCACCGAAGUUGAGGAGACGAUCAGUUCAAUUCAUCUUGGCACGACCUAAGAUGGUGACUGGAACCCAAGGAUGGGAUGACAUUCUCAAGUGCCAUCCAAAUUUGAUAACAGAUAUCUUCAGUCAAAUCGACAGACAGUCAUCAACUGGUGCCACGUCUUCCGUUUCAACUCUUCCUGGAAUUCCCAUGGAAAUUCCUGGACUUCCUGGAAACUUGGGUCCACCACCAUCUGGAUUGUAA